This is a messenger RNA of Prorocentrum cordatum, 528 nucleotides long. The record is from the annotation of a GenBank genome assembly. Lineage: Eukaryota; Dinophyceae; Prorocentrales; Prorocentraceae.
AUGGCGCCCCGCGCCCGGCCUGACGCCGCUGCGGCCGCGCAUCGGGCCGCUGCCCAGGUAGCCUCGGUGUUGCUGCUGGCGACCCUGGGGGAGCCGGCGGGGAGCCGCGUCUGCGACUGCCUGAACUGGAAGCAGGUGUACGGCGAGGGCCUCGCGGAGUGCGGCGAGGGCGCAGAGCUCUUCCACUUCUUGGCCCGCGCCGGCGUCAGCGCGCGGGACGCGCGGUGGAUCCAGCGCGAGAACCCCGCCUGGGCUUCCAUCUGCACGGAGUUCUUCACGAAGCUGGACACCGACCGCUGCGUCAACGUGGCGGUGCACCCGCACGGGCGAGCGGGACUGCCAGGAAGCAGCUGGUGCUACGUCUCCAGCGACUGCCGCUCCCUCAACGGCGGCAGCCCGCUCGCAGACACGUACAGCUUCUUCGGCCUCGGCGGCCGCGCUGUCAGCUGGAAGCGCUGCGCGCGCGGCGCCGACCCGCUCCUCGCGGACAUGCCCCCCGGCGACCUGCUCGAGCUCGCCACCAGCUGA